CCAUGGGAACCGAACCGCCGCCGCUCGCCGGGCUGCGCUAUCAUCAGGAUGUUAAGCUGCCUCUUCCUUCUGAAGGCUCUUGCGCUUGGGUCCCUGGCAUCGUGGGUAGCUGCAGGAGUACAUGUGAAAGAGGGAGAAUGCCCUCCUGAUAAGAAUCCAUGCAAACAUCUGUGCCAUGGUGAUCAUUCGUGUCCUGCUGGGCAGAAGUGCUGCCCCAUGGGCUGUGGUUGGGUCUGCCAAGGAGAUAUUCCCAAGGGGAAAAAAGGAAAAUGUCCCAGAGUCAUUCGAAAACCAUCCUGUUCUAAAAAGUGUACUACUGAUGAGACAUGCCCAGAUAUUAAAAAAUGCUGCACUUCUGGCUGCAAUCAGAGCUGUGUAACCCCAGUCCUCAAGCAGAAACUGGCAGAGAUUAACGGCGAAUGUCCGGCUGACCCCCUCCCGUGUGAGGAGCAGUGUGACGGAGAUGCGUCCUGUCCUGAGGGGCACAAGUGCUGUAGCACUGGCUGUGGUCACACCUGCCGUGGAGACAUCGAGGAAGGGCGAGAUGGCAGUUGUCCAAACAUUCUGGUGGGCCUGUGUAUUGUCCACUGCUUUGUGGAUGAACACUGUCAAGCCGGGGAAAAGUGCUGCAAGUCAGGCUGCGGUCGCUUCUGUGUCCCGCGGGCCCUGGCAUCCAGGCUUGCCGCAGGCUACAACAGCAUCAUCGGCUCUGACUCUGAACUAGAGGCCCCGGGAACCUAGUGAUCCUGAUUUGUCUGGAUCCUCUAUAGAGACUCCAGAAGUCCUGUGCUGGCAGCCAGGAGAGGGCUUGUGACCUCCCCGAGGCCCUCACGGUCUCCUUGGCUCUGCUUCCCUUCCUGCUGUUGCCUGGAACAGAGGAAGUGGCCCUGGUACCUGCAGUGAGUGUUGAUGCUUCUCUUUUCCAAUAAAGGCAGGAGUGGAC
Molecule: messenger RNA, 943 nt
Organism: Perognathus longimembris pacificus (Pacific pocket mouse)
Lineage: Eukaryota; Metazoa; Chordata; Mammalia; Rodentia; Heteromyidae
Gene: Wfdc3
Product: WAP four-disulfide core domain 3
Exons: 8
Coding region: 49-741 (230 amino acids)
Biological process (GO): innate immune response; antibacterial humoral response
Cellular component (GO): extracellular region
Molecular function (GO): peptidase inhibitor activity
Source: RefSeq, a predicted model, not a curated record